CAGUCCGAGUUUUCAACGAUACGCUGUAGUGAAAUUCGUGUAAACUGCCUCGUGAAUGAACACUGCCUAUAAUAACAUUAUUGUAUUCAUGUGAAAGUUUUUGGGGAGGAUUCCUCUGUCAGUACUCGUAUUGCCUGGCUUCGAAUCGCGCCUACAAUCUACACUAUUCGGAAAGUUGCGGCAAGUGUAGGUGCACUUGCCAUUAUAAUUGCAAGCCGCCUAUUAAUCAAUCCGAAAGACUGUGAACUAUUGGAAAGGGUUCCUAAUUAAUAGGCAGGUUUCGACUAGCAAAGUACGGGCCAAUACUUUCACUGGCUUCCAGAUAUUCAGGUGUUAGAGACGGACGGCAAGCUCACCGCGAAGUCUGGAAAAACUAUGGAUAUCAGAAAGUUUUUUGGUGCGACCGGAAGUUCAAAAAAAGUUCUCAGUGGCGGCAAAGCAGCUAGAAAAGACCACGACAGUAAUGAAUAUACGGAUAAAAAUACGAAGGGCGCCUCGAUAAACACAGAAAAAAAGACACCCAUCAAGCCUGGAUCUUCUGAAAAAUACAGGAAGUUGACAACAACAACAAUAACAACUGGAAAGUCUGUCACUAAAUCCUCGCCAACUUCUAAACAGAGUCUUCGAGAAUCCAAAGAUUUAUCCAAUGAAGAAACAGCAAAAUAUGAAGAAGGUGGAAAUAGACGUGCUAAGCGCUUAGGGAAGAACGGUACAUCACGUGCUCAAGUCGUUCAUGAUAUCAGCGACAGUUCAGAAUCAGACAAUGAGGUUACUAUGAGUACGAGCCAAGACUCUCUUUCUGCGACCCCAACAAAAAAGCCUCGCAAGGAAGCUGUUUCUCCAGCAGAUUACUUCUCGAAUAGGACUGGCCUUAAAGAAGGACAUCAACCUAAAGAGUUGCCAAUUAAACUAUCUUACCCUGGAAAGUUAAGGGAGAGUAACAGGUCACCUAGGGAGAGAAACGGAAAGUCAGAAAAGAGCUUGAACCACAGUGACAGCAGUGACGUCUCUGAGAACCGUAAAAAAGGCGUGACGACCGAAAAGAGACGAGUCGAGACAUAUUCGAAAGAGCAAAGCACAAAAAGAAAACGUCUGCAUGAUAACGAUGAGGUAUCAUCAGAAGAAGCCGAAUCAAAGCCCCGAGUACCAAAGGAACGGCGUAAAACAGAAGAAACUGCUGGACGUGACAGGAGUAAUAGCACCUUUAAAGAAUCCGAAAUUAAACAAACAGCAAGGAGAACGAUUAAAACAAAAAAGAAUCGGAAACAAGAAGAUGAUGAAGAGGCUAUGGAGGUCGAUGACGAUGCUUCAACGACAGUGCGGAGCCCGAAAGUUACGCCUAUGCUAAAGGAGGCCCGCCGAUCACAAGGAAGUAACUACAUGGCGUACCUUAACCGGGAACCGCCUAGACAUCUUGGGGAGCGAGCCCAUCCACCGGGUUCGCCGAACUGUCUGAAAGGCUUCGUUGUUGUUAUGACAGGCGUAAUGGACUAUGUAGAAAAAGACGAAAUUAAAGAAGUAGUCGAGCGCUGCGGGGGACGGAUCACCGGUAACGUAUCGGGAAAGACAACACAUCUCAUCGCUGGAAGAGACGCAGGACCCGCUAAGAUUUCCAAAGCUGAAGCUGUGGGAGCGCAGGUUGUAGACGAGCUGGGCUGGUUUGAUUUAGUUGAAUCAAAAACCGAUAAAGUAAAGGCUUUUGCGGCGAAAAAGAUUGCAGAUCCAGUUGAAGACCUAAUGCGAGAUCUUGAGGAUACUGAGCAACAAACGCCUAGCAAUAAAGCCAAAAUAGGUGAUUCAAUGGGUUCUAAAGUCAAAUUUUCUAAAGUAGAAACCUUUGGAGAGGCGUCAAAGAAAAACGAUAAAAAUGCCAUAAUGGCAAAGGAGGAUGAAGUAGUCGAUCACAGCUUGUCGGAUACAAAUAGACAAGCUUCUGGUCUUAUGUGGGUUGAUAAAUACAUGCCGGUAGACACGAAGCACAUUAUUGGACAACAGGGCGAUAAAAGUAAUGUUGCGAAGCUUCGUCAGUGGCUAACCAAGUGGUCUGCGAAUGAAAAACCUGUUUUCGCUGGCAAAUUUAAUAGAGGUACAAUGGACGGUUCGGGAAUGAAAGCUGCUCUGCUCUCGGGUCCACCUGGAGUGGGAAAAACUACAACAGCACACCUCGUUGCCAAAGAACUUCACCUCGAUGUCAUUGAAUUGAAUGCUUCGGAUACACGAAGCAAACGCUCACUUAGUGAAAAAGUGACGACUUUUUUGAGAAAUCAUACACUGGCAGAAGGAACCAACAAAAGGCAUGUGUUGGUGAUGGAUGAGGUUGAUGGAAUGGCUGGCAACGAAGAUCGCGGCGGCGUGGCCGAACUUAUACAUUUGAUAAAAACCACCAAAGUGCCAAUCAUCUGCAUUUGCAAUGACAGAUCUCAUCCAAAAAUGCGUUCAUUAGUCCACUACUGCUUUGAUCUCCGUUUCUACAAACCUCAACCGAAACAGAUUCAGGCGGCCUUGAUGAGUAUUUGCUUCAAGGAAGGAUAUAAAGUUUCUCCCAAAAUACUCGAGGAAAUUGUUAUUGCCUCCAACCAGGACAUCCGGCAAUGUAUUCAUAAUCUUAACCUGUACUGCGCGUUGCAAAAGGCCAAUACUGACGCAAAACCCACAGCAGUAGGUUCGUCCGAUAAGCCCGAUGGAGCAAAAGGUGUGAUGCCGAUUAAGGACGUUCGCCUGGGUCCAUUUGAUGCCAUCAAAAAGCUUCUCGUCACAUCCGAAGGUGGUGGAAAGAUGUCCUUGAAUGAAAGGCAAUCGUUGUUCUUCAACGAUUACAAUGCAAUUCCGCUUUUUAUUCAAGAAAACUAUGUGCAAGUUACGCCAGAGCCGAAAGUAUCUAAGAUAGAACAUCUUUGGAGACUAGCGCGCGCAUCUGAAUCAAUUUGUUAUGGUGACACUGUUGAGAAGGUGAUUCGUAGCAAUAAUGCAUGGGCUCUUUUGCCUACCCAGGCGUUAUUCUCAGCAGUAAUACCAUCCGAUGAGGUGCGCGGCAACUUACGAUCGAUGAUAAACUUCCCUAGGUGGUUCGGCCAAUACUCUAGCUCUGCGAAGCAUCGAAGACAAGCACAGGCACUCCACACCCACAUGUCGUGCCGUAUAAGUGCUGACAUAUUCGAAACGGCUGCGACUUACUUGCCUGUUAUUACUCGAAAGCUUAUAGAGCCACUCAUUCGGGAAGGGGAAGCUGGAGUUGAUAAGGUGAUGGCAGUUAUGUCCGCGUAUAGUCUUCAGCGUGCUGACAUGGACGCCAUAAGCGAAUUAACAACAUGGGGCGCUGCUACCGACCGUGAUCGUGAUCCUCUUCAAGGAGUCUCAUCGAAGGUGAAGGCAAAGCUAACCCGCACGCUGAACAAGGAGCUGAUGCUACCUUAUGCCACUGAUGAUAUGAUCAAAGCUGGUGGAAAAAAAGUCAAAAAAGAGCCGAAGAAAGGAACCAAAGCCGUUAAGGAAGACACCGAAGCAACUGAAGGCAUUGAAGAAGAAGACGAGUUUGCAGACGAGGAUGCCAUAGCGGCGAUGGAUUUUAUGUGAAUUGGAAAUAUGAAUUCGAAAAAGCAACGAUAACGAUUGAUGUACUUAAGAAACGAACACUGUAUAUUUUUUAGCAUUGUCUGUGCGCAGUAUAGGCAAUACUAAUUAGUUCAUAUUGACGCAGCAAUGAAUGUGGCCUUAGAAGAGUGAACGAUCUUUUACUAAUACUAUUUUGUAGAGAUACUUCGUACUCCUGUAAAUAUAAUAGAACCAACAAACAGCUCAUGUUCUAUUUAGCCAUUAUUUUUAUUAUUAUUAGAUUAUUCAACGUCUUUUGUGACUAUAAAAAUAGAAAUUACUUUAAGUGUUGCAAUAUGUUAGUGUAUUGUUGAAGAUUUACCAGUUUAUUCACCGUCACUGGUAGAUUACACAUGCAGCUGCAGUUGGGAUUGCAUGGAUGUAUACUAUAGCGCCUGCAAUUUUAGAGCACCUGUAGAUUUUAAGAAGCCUAAUAAUAUUCCGCCCAUGGAAUUGGCUAGAGCGCCUAAACUUAGGUACCGGCUUACCGUUGUUUCCAGUGCCGACAACUUAAGUCAAUGCGAUACGUUAUCAUGUUUUUGCAACGAUGCUCAAUAAGUUAUGUAUAACUAUAGCUGCAGGUCUAAAGCACCCGUUUUAAUCAUGUUUAAAUCAUGCGAACGUUUCCCAUACAUAUCUGUUAUACAAGGUUUAGAUCCUACAAGUGGAAGGUUAGUUCGAUUUUGGAGAGCUAGUAUUCCCACAGAUGUCAUUGCAAGAGCUUAAGACAUCGAAGCUUACUUUACAAAUGAGCCACCUAGAAAUACAAACCC
Varroa destructor (honeybee mite) is the source of this 4364-nucleotide messenger RNA. RefSeq names its product replication factor C subunit 1-like. The record is from RefSeq and is a predicted model, not a curated record. Lineage: Eukaryota; Metazoa; Arthropoda; Arachnida; Mesostigmata; Varroidae. Gene Ontology annotation, cellular component: DNA replication factor C complex; nucleus. Gene Ontology annotation, molecular function: DNA binding; ATP hydrolysis activity; ATP binding. Gene Ontology annotation, biological process: DNA repair; DNA replication.